GUUCCCUUGAACUACGCUGAUGCCAAAAUCAAGUUAAUCUCCACCAAUCCAAGCUAACGUCACCGUUGAUUAGUCGGUUCGAUUAAGUUUAUCACUUGAAGCAGGAGCUGUAUAACCUCAUUGUUUCAGUGAUUGCUACCGACCUGACUGUCUAUAAAAUGUUUCCGAGAAUUAUUUGUUUAUUUUUUAUAAUAAUUUUCGGAGUAGUUGAUGUAAAGUUUGGAGAUGCUGCUGUGACAGUUCAGAAUUCUAAAAUGUACAUCGAAAAAGUCGCCAAGCGAGUUGUGGAAAUUCUGGAAACUCGAUUCAUAACUGGCCCGGAUUUGCCAAUCGACGACUACACGGCUUCGAUCAACAUUUCUUCGGAGGGAAUCCGGCUGGAUGGAAACGUUUCCUUCCACUCGGCCUUCGUUGCCCGGAUUGGGGCCAUCGAGUUGAACAUGCAAGGUUUCCGAGAGAUUCGGCUGGACACCCACGUGGCCAUCGAAGCUUCCCUGCUGUGGCGGAACAUUGGAGUGGCGUUGGAUUUCUACGCGGACGUCGAGGGUUAUCAGGGCACGGGAACGCUGCUGGUAACCUACGGGCAGUUUAAUCUUCCGCUCAACACGCGGCGGGACUUUGCCACGAGAGAGGUGACCGGAAGUUUGCACUUUAUGUCCAUCAACAACCAGAAUGAUAUCGUCGUGGUUGGGCAUCCGAACAAUGGCUACGUGCAGAUGAUUGCGAGAGGGAUAACUACAAAUUUUGCAUUCCGAGAUCACAUGCUGGAACCAUUUCGGAGGUGGAAUUUUCAGAAUCUCUUGAAUGUUGCACUGGCGGAGAUUCCGUAUCCAGAGGUUUGUUACAAUUGUUAACUCCAUUUUAAGUUGAAAUGUUUAACAACAAAAUAAAUUGAUAAAUUUAACACAUUCUAAGCCUGUUUGCU
Messenger RNA from Culex pipiens pallens (northern house mosquito), 925 nucleotides. RefSeq lists its product as uncharacterized. Bases 159 to 854 code for a protein of 231 amino acids. The record is from RefSeq and is a predicted model, not a curated record. NCBI's taxonomy places the organism in Eukaryota, Metazoa, Arthropoda, Insecta, Diptera, Culicidae. The transcript has 4 exons.